AAACAACACAACAAAAAAGAUUAAAAUUACAUAACGCUUUUCUUCUUCAUUUUUCUUCUAUUCUCUCACUCUCUCUCUCUCUUCACAUGGUCUUCCCCACCCUCUCUCUCUUUCAUUAUUUCUUUUGUUUUAAUUUUUGGUUUUUAUGUGUGAGAAAGAAACGUGUUGGAUAAUAUAUCUGAAUCUUCGCAUGAUGUUCCUUGAGCCAUGAAAAAUUCCUCUGACAUUCCCCUCCGAUCUCCAUAGCUUGUCUUUCCACACACUGGAAGUAGUGGAAGAUUUUUUUUAUUCUCAAUGUUGGAUUCGAUGGCGUCAAUUUGAGUAGUCCUUGGUGGGUCAUUGUUUUUGAGGGAAUAAGGGAGGUGGUGCUAGUUGCUGCUUUUUGCUUAUAAAAUCAUAGAUGGACCGGAGGAGUUGGCUUUGGCGCAGGAAGUCGUCUGAGAAAAGUCCAGGUGAAACGGAGAGUUCUGGUUCAAUCUCAUCUCUUUCAGAAAGGUUCUCUGAUGAUCAGAUUAUCUGGGUUGCGACCAUUUUCUUAAGAUAAAAUCAUACUCUUUGCUAAAGGAGAUCAAGAAUUUAGAGGGAGGGAUACGACUUCAAGGCUUGAUUAAUAAAAAACAACAUACCAUUUCGAAAAGAAAUCGUGAUCUUAUCGCAAAGGUUUCGUGGAGUCGAUAUUGCAAAAGUUCAUGCUGUGAGAUAGCUUGUAAUGUGUAGUCAAGAUGAAAAGAAUGGUUAUUGCUUGGUCUCAGGUUUUAAAUGGACUCAUUCCUUUUUUAAGCAUGGUGGACUUUGUGUUUAAUUAUUCCCUUUUCAAGUGUAUAUACAACACAAGCUGCUUUAUCACCUGAAGUCACGUCUAAGUCUGCACCAAAUGACGACGUUAGUACCCCAAAAAUGAGUAAAGAAGAGGUUACGGAUGUAAAGAUUCUUACAGACAAAUUAGCUGCUGCUCUGCUGAAUAUUAGUGCUAAAGAAGACUUGGUAAAACAGCAUGCUAAAGUUGCAGAAGAAGCUGUAUCAGGCUGGGAGAAGGCUACAAAUGAAGUGUCAUCUUUAAAACAACAGCUUGAUGCAACGAGGCAGAAGAACUCAAUUCUCGAAGACCGAGUUGGUCAUCUUGAUGGUGCACUUAAAGAGUGUUUGAGGCAGCUUCGGCAAGCCAGAGAAGUGCAAGAGCAAAAGAUUGUUGAAGCUGUUGUGAAUAGUUGCCGUGAGUGGGAAUUCAACAAAUCUGAACUUGAGGGGAAAGUUGCUGAUCUUGAAGCUCAACUGCAAUCAGCUAAAGCAGAUUCUGCUGCCUCAAUUCGUUGUGAUCUUCAGCAGAGGCUAGAGGCUGUGCAGAAAGAGAAUUCAAGUCUUAAACACGAGCUGCAAUCUCGACUGGAGGAACUAGAACUGAGGAUAGUUGAGAGGGAUUUGAGUUCUCAAGCAGCUGAGACAGCUAGCAAGCAACAUUUGGAGAGUGUCAAGAAGGUUGCUAAGCUUGAGGCUGAGUGCCGUAGACUGAAAGCCAUGACUCGUAAAACAUUUUCUGUCAAUGAUCACAGGUCUUUGACUGCAUCUUCGGUUUAUGUUGAGUCUUUCACAGAUAGCAUGUCGGAUAGUGGAGAGAGGCUAAUAGCAGUUCAAAGUGAUUUGCGUAAAUUAGGUGGAUGGGAGAUGAAUGAAUAUGAGCUAAGUCGUUUUGAUUCGUGCUCGUCUUCUUUAGUUAUGGAUAUUGAUCAACUUAAGAACGAAAAGACUAAUGGAAAAAAUCACAUGGUCCCUUCAACUGAGAUCAAUCUCAUGGAUGAUUUCCUUGAGAUGGAAAGGCUUGCUGCAUUUCCAGAGAAUGAAAGUAGAAGCAAUUUUGUUAGGGAAGGAGUUGCAUCAGAUCAAUCCAAUGUUGAUCAGGCUACUAUGCAAGCUGAAGUGGAGGCUUUGAUUCAAAAGAAUGUUGAAUUGGAGAAGAAGCUGGGGAAAAUGGAAUGUGAAAUGGAAGCUAUGAUUCAAAAGAAUUCUGAAUUGGAGAAAAAGCUGGAGAAAAUGGAAGCAGGGAAAGUUGAGGUAGAGAUGGUUUUGACCAAGUACCAUAUGCAGCUCGAGACAUCAGAGAGUCAGAUUAGGGAAGCGGAGUUGAAGGUAGCAGAGUUUCAAACUCAGUUAGCUCUUGCAAAAAAAUCAAACCAAGAAGCAUGCCAAGAACUGAAAGAAACAAAAGCAAAGAAGGAGAUAGUCGAGUCCACACUCAAACUUACUCAAACUGAAGUCGAAAAACUGAUUUCAAAAAUCUGUUCUUUGGAGGAAGAGAUUCAGAAGGAACGAGCUUUCUCUGCUGAGAAUUCAAUCAAACGUGGAAAAUUGGAGGAGGAGCUCUUGAAAAUGAAACAAGAAGCUCACGUUCAGCAAGACACCGAGAUAAAGCACAGGGAAGUCGUUAAUCACAAUUUAAAGUUAAAACAGGAAAAGGAAAUUGCAUUGGCUGCUGAUAGAUUUGCUGAGUGUCAGAAGACCAUUGCAUCUCUUGGACAGCAGUUGAAGUGCCUUGCAACUUUGGAAGACUUUCUACUUGAUUCUGAGAACCCUAUGGAGUCAACCUGUGAAGUCACAAAAAGUCCCCAAAAUGGUGAGCAGAUGAAAGUACCUCAGAGUGAUUUGAGCAUACCCAAAAGAGAUUCUGAAUCACCCAUUUCGUUAAACUCAUCAGUUACCAAUGAGAAAAGCCGAAAUGGCUUUAGUAAGUUCAUCCCUAAAAGCAAGAGUGUAAGCAAGAGAGGAAGUCACUGAGAAAAAAAUGGAGAGAAACUAUACAUGAUAAGGAUAAGGUUGAGUUGUAAAUUUGGGUUAUUAAUUUUCUCAUGGAUUCAACUAUUAAUCCAUAGCAAAAAUAGCAAUACAUAAGUUCCAAAUUUUAAAACGUUG
Molecule: messenger RNA, 2904 nt
Organism: Vigna angularis (adzuki bean)
Lineage: Eukaryota; Viridiplantae; Streptophyta; Magnoliopsida; Fabales; Fabaceae
Product: filament-like plant protein 3
Exons: 7
Coding region: 898-2769 (623 amino acids)
Source: RefSeq, a predicted model, not a curated record